AUGCUCUCGAAGGUAUCCGAGGAUCGUAUUCCAUUAACGAAUUCACCAAAUCGUGCAGCGAGUUUAGCUCAUUACACUGCUUCUACUGGUAGUCUACCAAAUCUUAGUAAAAGGAUUCCAUCAGAUGCUGAGCAGCACAAGCUUGAUCUUUUGAAGCAGAUUGAAGAGAACAAACGACGACGACAACUCGAACUUGAAAAAGAAAAAAUGGAAGAGCAAAAAGAAAUUGAAAGACUUGAACGAUACAAUGAGAAAAUGAGGAAAGAGAAAGAAGAGGAGGAAAGAAAACUGAGAGAACGAGCGAGGCAAGCCGAAAAACGUAAUGAGCAGAUGUACGAACCCCAUCCUAGGCCUCAACGACGGAGAUCAUCACCACCACCUCCACGUAAAGAACAACGACGUUCUCCAUCUCCAUCAGAAGCACCAGCGCUGGAAUGGUGGGAAAAGAAGCCUUCGUGGCAGCAAAGGAAGGAGUUACGUUUGGCUAAUCUCCAUGAAAAACGCAUAAAUGUACUUAAACGUGAACUGUUAGUCGAGCGUUAUUCAACUCAAGAUCCCUUUGAUAAGAUAAAUGACACUCUUCAGCCAGUUACGAUCCUGCUGCUUCAGUGGAGAAUCACCAGUCACGAGAAGCUUCUCGUGCAUCGCAUAGGAGUGAACAAAGACCACCAUCUAGUACAAAGGAAGCAGAUACCCGUGGUUCCCAUCGGAUUGAGAGCAGACCUCCUUCUAAUGCAAGCGCAAGUUCUACGAAGGUGCCUAGAAGAGCAAGCAGGCAGGAUUCGCAGGUAUGAACAUACGUGUGGACGUUAG
This is a messenger RNA of Haemonchus placei, 813 nucleotides long. NCBI's taxonomy places the organism in Eukaryota, Metazoa, Nematoda, Chromadorea, Rhabditida, Trichostrongylidae. The record is from the annotation of a GenBank genome assembly.